AUGCCGCUGGGUGCAGGCGAGGACGAAGACGGAGACGAUCGCCACUGCCAUGAACCAGUUUGUGCAGACGGCGUGUGGUCGCUGAGCGCGUUGAGGGCCACGCUGGACCCAAAGACGCCUCACGCGCCGACCAUGGCAAACGUGGCCAGGAACAGAACCCCGAAGGCCUCGCGCAGCCAGGGCCCCGCCGACCACGUGCGCCAUGUCGGCGAUGCUGUGGCACCCGGCCUGGCUGUAGCGGGAGUUGCCCUGGAUUACGGCGCAGUACGUGUUGAGGAACUGCCAGCCGAGCACGUUGAUGGCCUCCCCCGAGAUGGCCCCGAGCACGUACAUGGCCGAUGGGAUGGUGACACGCCCGUGGCGAAGAUGACCUUCAGGAAGAUCACCGAGGCGCGCACUCAGCCGACGGUGCGAAAGCCUGUGAGGCCCUCACCUCGCUUAAAGACUUCAUUCUGGUCUUUGAGGCUGCCGGUCUUGACACCGUCCAUGCUGGAGCUGCUGCGACUGUUGUUCCGGGAUCCUGCAGGCGUUAUGGGAUCGCCGGCGUCUUUUUUCGUUGCCGGCUGCCAUAUGGUCGAGAUAAGGCUAGUAAAGGAACGCAGACAGCCAACGGAGACUCCAAAGCGCCGUCUGAAUGCUGUAACGAAAAAAUGGGAUGGCCAGUGGUAA
This is a messenger RNA of Pyricularia pennisetigena, 669 nucleotides long. RefSeq lists its product as uncharacterized. NCBI's taxonomy places the organism in Eukaryota, Fungi, Ascomycota, Sordariomycetes, Magnaporthales, Pyriculariaceae. The transcript has 2 exons. Bases 1 to 669 code for a protein of 222 amino acids. The record is from RefSeq and is a predicted model, not a curated record.